Molecule: messenger RNA, 2034 nt
Organism: Amaranthus tricolor (Joseph's coat)
Lineage: Eukaryota; Viridiplantae; Streptophyta; Magnoliopsida; Caryophyllales; Amaranthaceae
Product: 6-phosphogluconate dehydrogenase, decarboxylating 1-like
Exons: 2
Coding region: 239-1696 (485 amino acids)
Biological process (GO): pentose-phosphate shunt, oxidative branch; pentose-phosphate shunt
Cellular component (GO): cytosol
Molecular function (GO): phosphogluconate dehydrogenase (decarboxylating) activity; NADP binding
Source: RefSeq, a predicted model, not a curated record
UUAGAACGCAAAAUAAAUACCAUUAUUCAUGUGUUAGCCAAUAUUGACUUUCUCAUUUCCGGGAUUGCACUUUUCAUCCCUUUUCUUUGAACCAAUUUAGUAUUUAUAAACAAAAUUCAACCUUUACGUUUUACACCAAUAUCUUCUAGAUCCUUUGUUCUUCUAUAUAACUCCCAUCCUUGAUUCUUAUUGGUAUAAUUCAUUUUUGAUCAAACCCAUUUUCAGUAGGUAUAAGAAUAUGGCUCCGCCAACCAGAAUCGGUCUAGCUGGUCUAGCUGUUAUGGGUCAGAAUCUUGCCCUUAACAUUGCUGAAAAAGGCUUCCCAAUCUCUGUUUACAACCGAACCACGUCAAAGGUUGACGAGACAGUUGAACGAGCCAAACGAGAAGGAGAUCUUCCGCUCUAUGGAUUUCAUGACCCUGAAUCCUUUGUCAAUUCAAUCCAAAAACCCCGUGUCAUAAUUAUGCUUGUUAAGGCUGGUGCUCCAGUUGACGAUACCAUCAAAACAUUGUCUGUCUAUAUGGAGAAAGGAGACUGUAUCAUCGAUGGUGGUAACGAGUGGUAUGAGAAUACCGAGAGAAGAGAGAAAGAAAUGAACGCGAAAGGACUCCUUUACCUUGGAAUGGGAGUCUCCGGUGGUGAAGAGGGUGCAAGACAUGGACCCUCCUUGAUGCCUGGUGGCUCGUUUGAUGCGUACAAAAACAUCGAGGACAUUCUUCUUAAGGUAGCUGCCCAGGUUCCCGACAGUGGCCCGUGUGUAACAUAUGUUGGAAAAGGCGGCUCAGGCAACUUUGUUAAGAUGGUUCACAAUGGAAUCGAAUACGGUGACAUGCAGUUGAUUGCAGAGGCUUACGACGUGCUGAAAUCAGUCGGAAAACUCUCGAACGAGGAGUUGAAGGAAGUUUUUGCCGAGUGGAACAAAGGAGAGCUUCUUAGCUUCUUGAUCGAGAUUACUGCUGAUAUAUUCGGAAUCAAAGAUGACAAAGACGAAGGGCAUUUGGUUGAUAAAGUGUUGGAUAAAACCGGCAUGAAGGGUACCGGAAAAUGGACAGUUCAGCAAGCUGCUGAUUUAUCCGUUGCUGCCCCUACGAUUGCAGCAUCUUUGGACUCGAGGUUUCUCAGUGGUCUAAAAGAGGAAAGAGUUGAAGCUUCAAAAGUCUUCAAAGCUGGUGGGAUUGACAACAUUUUUGUGGACCAAGAAGUCGAUAAGAAGAAACUGAUCGAUGAUGUUAGGCAAGCGCUUUACGCUUCAAAAAUAUGUAGCUAUGCACAAGGAAUGAACUUGAUUCGUGCAAAGAGUGUCGAGAAAGGAUGGGACUUGAAACUCGGGGAGCUUGCUAGAAUAUGGAAGGGUGGUUGCAUUAUUCGCGCUAUAUUUUUGGAUCGCAUCAAGAAGGCAUAUGACAGGAACCCAAAUCUUGCAAACCUCUUAAUCGAUCCAGAAUUUUCGAAGGAGAUGAUUGAGCGACAAUCUGCUUGGCGAAGGGUUGUCUGCCUUGCGAUCAAUUCUGGUAUCAGCACCCCCGGUAUGUCAACCAGCCUUGCUUAUUUCGAUUCGUAUAGGAGGGAAAGGCUGCCUGCUAAUUUAGUGCAGGCCCAAAGAGAUUAUUUCGGAGCUCACACCUAUGAAAGGAUCGACAUAUCUGGUGCAUUCCAUACCGAAUGGUUCAAACUCGCUAAGCAAUCCAAGAUCUAAGUCGAAUCGAGAUUGCAAUUUGCAAUUUGCAAUUUGCGAUUUGCGAUUUGCGAUUCCUCUUCAAAGCCACAACCCGGCAUGCAAUGAUGUUCAUGUGGUAAGACGAGUAUUUACCCUCGAAAGUUUAUGUAGUCUGUUAUAAUUUCGUUCUCUUUGGCUUUUCACGUCUUUCGGCUAUUGUCUACGAGAUUGUUGAAUUCGAGUUGAGUCACGAAAUUCCCUUCUUGUGUUGUUGAAGGAUAAUACUAGUAUUUUUCAUUAUAUUUGCUCUUUUUGGUUCAGAAGAUUUACCGGCUGAAUAUAAUUUAUUUAAUAAAAACUUCGUUAUUUAUCUUCCA